Molecule: messenger RNA, 1900 nt
Organism: Stereum hirsutum FP-91666 SS1
Lineage: Eukaryota; Fungi; Basidiomycota; Agaricomycetes; Russulales; Stereaceae
Product: alpha/beta-hydrolase
Exons: 5
Coding region: 148-1671 (507 amino acids)
Source: RefSeq, a predicted model, not a curated record
GGGGCAGGUUCGGGGGCAGCCUCAGGUUUAGGGUCAUGGGCCAUCCCCGACUCGACGAUCACAGUCGCUCAUUCCCCACCGACCCGCUCAUCACUCGAUACCCUCCGUUCUUUAUCCCUGCACUCUCCCACUGCUACCAGCACACAUAUGCACGAACCGCCCCUCCGACGUACCCGGAGCAGAAACAGUCGACAAGAUACAUCGAAUGGGAGUGUGGAUAUAAGGGAGUUCACGACGAGUGCGACGAAUGCGGCGUGGAAGUGGUGGGCUGGGGCUGGCGAGGCGGGCGCAGAGACCGAGGUUGAAGGGAAUGAAGGGAAGGGGGGGAAUGGAGGGGAUGGAGGAAAGGAGGCGAGUGAGAGUGAGAGGAGUGAGAGGUUGUUGGCGGAGCACGACCGGGCGCCGACGGAGGAGGAGGAGAGGACCUCGCCCCGAAACACCCCCAUCGUCUUCUGCCACGGCCUCCUCGGUUUCGACUCCGUCACCAUCGGCCCCUCCAUCGCGCCUCUCGAAGUCACGCACUGGCGGGGCAUCAAGGAAGCCCUAGAGGCGAUCGGCGCAGAGGUGCUGAUCACGCGUGUACCGGCGACGAGCAGCCCGUUUGAUCGUGCGGAGGUGUUGGAGAGGAGGAUUGAAGAGGUGUAUCCGGGGAGGGGGGGCGGUCUCGACUGCCGCUACAUGACCUCAAACCUCCACGCACACACCUUCACCGUCCUCUCCCUCACCACCAUCGCCACCCCGCACCGGGGCUCCUCCUUCGCCGACCACUUCCUCCAGACCGUGGGCAAGACCCGAUUUCCAUCCGUCCUCGCUUUAUUGGAUAUGUUGCCGAAUGGCGGGGGAGAUGGGAAGGCGUUUGAGUGUUUGACGGUGGAGGCGAUGAGGAGGUUUAAUGAGGAUACACCGGAUAGGGAGGGGGUGAGGUAUUUUAGUUGGGGGGCGAGGUAUGAGCCGGGGUUUGUUGAUACUUGGAAGUGGCCUCAUUCGGUGGUGUUGGAGAAAGAAGGCCCGAACGACGGGCUCGUCUCGAUUCAAUCAUCGAAAUGGGGAACCUACCUCGGCACCCUCGAAGACGUGAACCACCUCGACCUCGUCGGCUGGAUCAACACCGCGCGCUAUAAAUGGGCGGAGAUUCGGGGACGGGAGAUUAAGUUCAAGCCGGCGACGUUUUAUUUAGGCUGUGCGGAUUUGUUGGCGAGGAAAGUGGAGAGGUUGGGGGAGGAUGAUGACGAGGCGGACGGGAGUAGGAGUAGGGAUGGGAGUGAGGAUGGCGAUGGCGAUGGGGAGGCGAAAGAGUUGGGCAUGAAGGUCGCGGAUGAGGGCUCGGAGGCGGGCGAGGCUGGGAAAAAUAAGGAGAGAGCGAAGACGAAGGCGAAUGGUGGGAAGCUUAAAGUGAAUGGAAGCCAUCAUCAUCUUCGUCGGGACGAACACGAUGCGUCUUCGAGUAGCGUGCAAGAGUUAGGACGCAAGGUCGCAGGGGAGAGCUCGAAGGCCGCUGAGGCGGAGGCGGAUGAGACGAGUUCGAAAUCAAGAGCAAGGCCGAGAGCGGCGACAGAGACGGAGGAGGAUAUUACGGGGCGGGGUAUGAUUUUCGAUGCAGGGGAGCUUGAUUCGCCGGAUUCACUUGUUGAUAGUCGACGGAGUGUUCAUGGCCAGGAGGAGUCAUCGUAGACCGCGAUCGCGAUGGGAGGUUUGGAUGCGUCUUGUGGUCGGUUUAUAUAUUAGACUAUGGCAGGACGCCGAUACUUAUGGUGCAUAGCUGUAUGAUACUAUUCGUAUAAUCGCACAUCACACAUGAUAUGGCUCGUAUACACUUCAAGUUCUUGCGAUACUCAUACACUUUUACUUGUUCGUUAUUUUUAAGUACAUGCAUACCCGUAUAUUCAGCAUUAUAUUCAAA